AUGUCUGUCGCAGUGGAAACCCACCUUAUGAAGGACGAUACCGCCGAAACCGACUCGGAGCUCCACCGUGACAUUAUCUCCCAGUUCCCGCUUCUUAAUGCUUAUACGCAGGUGUUAUUUGGGUUCAAGCUGCCGGCCGACGUGGACCGCGAUGCCAUCGUCACAUCCCUACAGGACGGCUUUGACAAGCUCAAGGCAGACAUCCCCUGGCUGGGGUGGCAGGUGGCCCGGGAGUCAGGUCCCGGUGCCAUCUUGAAGGCGAUGCCGUGGCCUACGGACAUGCCCGAGGAGCGAAUCCGCGUCAAAAACUGUGACGAUCUUAUCGCACCUAUGGCCAAGAUCAUCUCAGCUGGUGUGCCAAUCCACAUGCUGGAUGGAUCAGUCCUGACACCCUGGCCGUCACUGCCGCAACCCCGAGGCCUUGAGAGCCCCGACCCUGUCGUUGCCAUGCAGGCCAACUUUGUGCGCGGUGGACUGCUCCUCAACCUCAGCUCUCACCACACCAUCAUCGAUGGUACUGGGCUCUACCAGUUCGUGAACCUGCUGGCCCUUGUCAUGAACGGCAAGCGGAUUCCGGCCGCCGACCUCGAGCAAGCCAACCGUGACCGCAGCCGGGUGAUCCCGCUCAUUCCGCGAAGCGAGCCCGUCAAGAGCUACACCCACCUGCGUCGCCCGCCCGGCUACACCUGGGCACCACCUUCGAGCCCUCCAAUGUGGUGUUACUUCAAGAUGCCGGUCAACGCUCUGGCCCGACUCGUCAAGUCAGUCAAGGACGAUCCAUCUAGCAACAAACCAGGCUCGCUGAGGGUCUCCGAUAACGAUAUAUUCUCUGCCUUUGCAUGGCAGCGCCUCUGCGCCGUGCGCGUGGCUAAUGGACAACCGCCGGAGCGCUCGUCCAAGCUCGGCCGUGCUAUUGACGGGCGCAUGCCGCUGGGCGUACCACUGACCUACAUGGGCCACAUGGUGUGCCACGCCCUGGUGCGGCUGCCAUUGGAUCAAGUGGCUAAUCUGCCACUGGCACAGAUUGCGCAGGUGCUGCGCCGGGAGCUCAUCCAGGCUAACACGCCGUGGUCCGUUCGCAGUUUUGCCACAUUCAUGGCUCGCGAGCCCGACACCUCCACCCUGCUGUAUGGUGGCCCCCACGAUGCCCGAGCAGAUCUCAUGGUGACUGCAACUGGACAGGCGACGCCACUGCCAGCGUCUUGGGGCCCCCUGUUGGGUCGAUCAUGCUUUUUCCGCCGCCCGACUGCGGCGCCGAUCCCUGGCUGUUUGAUUAUGAACGACGCUGAGGGCGCGUUUAUCCCUCUGACGCUGUGCAUGCCCGAGGAAGAUAUUAAUGGGCUAAAGAAGGACCCAGUAUGGAAGCAAUACGUACGAUACGUUGGAUAA
Penicillium robsamsonii is the source of this 1389-nucleotide messenger RNA. RefSeq names its product Transferase. Lineage: Eukaryota; Fungi; Ascomycota; Eurotiomycetes; Eurotiales; Aspergillaceae. The coding region runs from base 1 to 1389 and encodes 462 amino acids. The transcript has a single exon. Gene Ontology annotation, molecular function: acyltransferase activity, transferring groups other than amino-acyl groups. The record is from RefSeq and is a predicted model, not a curated record.